Messenger RNA from Salvia splendens (bonfire salvia), 1252 nucleotides. RefSeq lists its product as uncharacterized. The transcript has 5 exons. Bases 181 to 807 code for a protein of 208 amino acids. Gene Ontology annotation, biological process: meristem development; meristem maintenance. The record is from RefSeq and is a predicted model, not a curated record. NCBI's taxonomy places the organism in Eukaryota, Viridiplantae, Streptophyta, Magnoliopsida, Lamiales, Lamiaceae.
AGGCGUUCAUGGGUAAAAGGAUAGACAUUGUAGGUCCGACAAUACUCCUAUAGCUGUGGGUGUGGGAGAGGAUGCCCACUUUGAGACCCGAUUUUGUGAUGACACGUAUACAUACAAACAACACUCCAUGUGCAUUAAUGUGGACUGGCUCAUAUAUGAUAAACAAAGCCCCCAAACAUUAUGUUCGACAUUAUCGUGAACAGUUAUCAUUACUCCAAAAAUAGCCAGUUUAUUUGGAUGCCAUAUGUGGACCGUCAAUUGCCAGACUCCUGCCUCGAGAUAAACAACAGUUGGAGAUCUGUGACGUACAUGGUUUGUUGGGCUAUUGUCGAAGCACAUGAGCCUGAGCGCGUUGUGAGACAAUUUGGAGGCACUCCGUUCAUUCCAGAAUUGUGUGAUUGGGGUUUCAAUGAAACUCGUUUCAAAACAAAUCCUCGUGGAAAAGCUAAGACGGACUGGGCUAUGCAGAACAAGGCUUACAUUCAACAUUGGGAGAGAAGGUCGGAGUUCGUGUCUAAUCAUUACAUGGAGCCUCUUGAAGACCACGUUCAGGUUUCCAGAAGUAGGGAUGAACACUGUUGCAUCAUCAUCAACACUCCAAAGGCUGAGACAUUGGCCCGUGUAUUUCAAUUGUCGCGCGGUUUUGACCCAGAGGACGCCGUAGGAUUGUUGCAUGAGAUUAACAAUCUUGUUCUUAACUGCCUUACCGAUUGCGGUGAGAGUGAACGCACGGUCAUACCUUCCACACAACGCACUGAUGUGGAUAUGUCCCGGGGUUUUAUCCGAAGAGCUCGCGGUAUUGGUUAAAGAGGUGUCCGAACAGGCAGGCAUGGUUAUUCACGGCAUUCCAGAAUGUCCCAAGACAUGCCAGGGUCAUCACAAGCCGCAAAUGAUGAAAAUAUUAAUUCAAAUGACAACAUAGAUUUGGAUACAUUAAUCGACAAUUUUGCUGCUGAGCCCGAAAUGCAAAAUCCACCAGCAUCAGAUCCCUCUAGUUGGUUUCCUACCUGGUCAGACGCGCCAUAGUCUAGUUGGGUGACUCCCUUUGAUAGAGUUGGGCUACCAUGGCAGCCUGCUACACAUGAUUCAUUCUUCUCAGAUGUCCAUAUCGUGCACUCUCCAACAAAUGAGGAAUUGAAUGAUGCUGCUGCUGAUGAUGAUGAUGAUGUUGAUGAUAAUGAUGAUGACUAUGCUGAUGAUGCUCUUGAGAGUUCUGCACACUUGGAGCGUCCCAGAAGUAGUGCCUACGUGG